UAUAAUGUAUCAUCCUAGAAAUAAAAUCUUCCAUAUAUUCCAUUAUUAACCCUAGCUUUCUUACCUUACCACACACUCUUGCUUCAAAGGUAUCUUGAAUCAAAUGGAUCUUAACCAGAUCAAGAAGAUCCAAGCCAUGAAGAGGUACAAGAAACACCAAUUCCUAGAAAAUCUACAUUUCUAUUCCUUAAUAGCUUUAAUAUGUAGUUUUUUCUGUUGUGUCACACUUUGUUUACCCUAUUUGUCUACCCUCUUGGUGUAUAUCUCAAGUUUGAUUCCUCUUCUUUUGAGUUCAAAGCUCUUGUUCAUCCUAUGCAACAUCAUAAUAUUUGUCCUUAUGAUAAACUCCAAAAUCAUUUCCGCAGAUUCAUCUUCGAAUUCUGAUGUUUACUAUGAUGAGUAUAUUCAAAGUACUCAAACUUCAAAGGCUAUGUUUCAAAGCUUUGAAGUUAACAAAGGUGAAACUAUAUUUGAGAAGUUACAUGUUGAGGAGAAUAUUGUGAACAUGUUUGAGAAACAUGUUGGAGAGAACACUAUGGAGUUGAAGAGAAAAGUUUGUGUUAAGGAAACUCCAAAACCUUGGGAAGCCAAUGAAGAUGAUAAUCAUGAUUUUGAUGGAUUUAAGAAACAAAGUAUUUUUGUUGCUGCUUCUGAUGAAUUGAAUAAAAGGGCUGAAGAUUUUAUUGCAAGAGUAAAUAGGAAUAGAGAGUUUGAACUUCGUUGUUGGAAAAAUGGUAGUUACUAGAUUCCUUUGUAGUAAAGGGUGCAAGGGUUUUUCAUGUAUGAUGUCUUUGUGUGAUACUACAUGUUAAGUGAUGUUAAGUGAGUCAAUUAAUGGAACAAAAUUAAAAAACCAUUAAUAAACUUAAUGGUUUUGGUAACAAGUUUUUGA
This is a messenger RNA of Lathyrus oleraceus (garden pea), 892 nucleotides long. RefSeq lists its product as uncharacterized. NCBI's taxonomy places the organism in Eukaryota, Viridiplantae, Streptophyta, Magnoliopsida, Fabales, Fabaceae. The record is from RefSeq and is a predicted model, not a curated record. Bases 104 to 745 code for a protein of 213 amino acids. The transcript has a single exon.